CUGUUUGAAGGGUGGAACCAGCACCCAAUGAGCCCUUGUGGCCGCCCGUGCUGGCUCCUCUAGAAAAUUUUAUUCCCUUAUAUUGGAUGGCCGCUCGAGCGGCAGCCUGUUCUUACCUGGAUCCUUGGAUCCGUCACUAGACUUUGUGUCUUUAUUUGAGAGAAAACAGAACAGAUAUUCUUUAUUUGAAAAAAAAAUAAAAAUUGAAAAGAUAGCAAAGGCUCAACCAAAAAAGUUGUAGAGUAUUCGUCAUGAACCAAAUGCAGAGUCAAUAUACCCACCGUAAUCGAACCAAAGUUGCAAUAAAGAGAAGCUUAGAAGGUAAGCACUCGUUCACUUAACCAGCAGUAGCUGAAAGCGUAUGAACAGGCACUGCGCUAGUGAAUUUUCUCUAACCGAGUUGGCAUCAGAUUAUCGUGCUGAUCGCAAAUCAAGAAAUUUCGAGAAUGCUCUAUACUGGCGUGUUAUAUUGAGCUCAUCUGAUGGUCGAGCAGGAACUUAUAGCAACAUCACACAUGCUCUUAAAAUGGAUGGAAUGGACGUCACAAUAUUUUGCUACACGUAUACGGCUCAGUGGGAUUCUUAUAUUUUUAUCCAUAAAUAAUUUGGCAUAUUUGACGACUGUGCAUAAGCCAAAGACAGUCAUGUGCAGUGUGGGCCAAUCUUUGAUACCAAUUCAUCCCGUGACACUUGGAUUUUUCUUCUACACGCGCAAUUGAUUUUAUUAACCACUGCAAAUAAGCAAUACUUAUCUUAUUCUUAAAGCAAAUUCAGAAUUCUUGGUCUGCAAUUAUUAUAUAUAUGAUUACAUUAUAUCGAUUGUUCGAUUGAGUUUUGGUCUGCAAUUUUCCAAAACAGUCAUCUUUUAUUGAUUUUUUGUGCCAAAAAAUGGCCAAAAUUCCUGUAUUCUUGAUUGUUAUCCUGGUGUUGUAUUGCUGGGAGGCUAUAGGAAAUGCAGAAUACACGAUUUAUAAAGAUUCUAACCGGCCAUUGAAUCGCAGAAUCAAGGACCUGAUGAGCAGGAUGAGCUUAGAAGAAAAAAUAGGCCAAAUGACUCAAAUCGAACGGUCCGUGGCAUCAGCUGAAGUCAUGAAGAAAUACUAUAUAGGGAGUGUGUUGAGUGGAGGAGGUAGCGUUCCAGCUCAACAGGCCUCUCCCGAGACGUGGGUCGACAUGGUGAAUGAAUUCCAGAAGGGUUCUUUAUCGACUCGUCUUGGAAUACCGAUGAUUUAUGGGAUUGACGCACUUCAUGGACACAACAACGCCUAUAAUGCUACAAUUUUCCCCCACAAUAUUGGUCUUGGAGCUACAAGGGAUCCUCAGCUGGUGAAGAAGAUUGGAGCUGCUACUGCUCUUGAAAUCAGAGCAACAGGCAUUCCUUAUACUUUUGCACCUUGCAUUGCAGUAUGUAGAGAUCCAAGAUGGGGCCGUUGUUAUGAAAGUUAUAGUGAAGAUCCAAAGAUAGUUCGGGCAAUGACCGAGAUUGUACCAGGAUUACAAGGAGACAUUCCUUCUAAUUCUCGAAAAGGCAUUCCUUAUGUUGACGGAAAAGAAAAGGUUGUAGCUUGUGCGAAGCACUAUGUGGGUGAUGGUGGUACAACCAAGGGCAUCAAUGCGAACAAUACCGUGACGAGCAAACACGAAUUACUUAGUAUCCAUAUGCCAGCCUACUAUAAUUCUAUCAUUAAGGGCGUGUCAACAGUCAUGGUCUCAUACUCGAGCUGGAAUGGAGUAAAAAUGCAUGCUAAUCGUGACCUUGUCACUGGGUUUCUUAAGAAUACACUACGUUUCAGAGGAUUUGUUAUAUCUGAUAUGGAGGGCAUUGACCUAAUGACUUCUCCAUCUCAUGCAAACUAUACCUAUUCAAUUCUAGCUGGAGUCAAUGCUGGCAUCGACAUGAUAAUGGUUCCAUACAAUUACACAGAAUUCAUUGAUGGUCUAACCAUGUUGGUGAAAAAUAAUUUCAUACCCAUGACCCGAAUUGACGAUGCAGUGAAGAGGAUUUUAAGAGUUAAAUUCACAGUGGGUCUAUUUGAGAACCCAUUGGCUGAUUAUAGCAUGGCUAAGUACCUAGGAUGUCAGGAGCAUAGAGAAUUAGCAAGAGAAGCAGUGAGAAAAUCACUUGUUUUGCUUAAAAAUGGUCGAUUGGCCGACGAGGAAUUGAUACCACUUUCGAGAAAGGCGUCGAAGAUACUUGUGGCCGGAACUCAUGCGGACAAUAUUGGUAAUCAGUGUGGCGGGUGGACGAUUCAAUGGCAAGGACAAAGUGGUAACAUUACACAUGGUACAACGAUCCUUGCUGCCAUAAAGAAUACCGUCGACCCUAAAACAGAAGUAAUGUUCAGUGAGAAUCCAGAUACUGGAUAUAUAAAGUCGAACAACUUCUCCUACGCCAUUGUCGUGGUGGGUGAACCACCGUACGCAGAGACAGACGGCGAUAACUUAAACUUGACAAUUCCUGAUCCAGGCCCGAGUGUCAUUACGAAUGUGUGUGGCUCAGUGAAAUGUGUUGUCGUUCUUAUAACAGGCCGUCCAGUCGUCAUUCAACCAUAUCUUGCUCAAAUUGAUGCUCUGGUAGCUGCUUGGCUUCCAGGAACUGAAGGUCAAGGAGUUGCUGAUGUUUUAUUUGGUGACUAUGGUUUUACAGGAAAGCUUCCUCGUACAUGGUUCAAGAAUGUUGAUCAGCUUCCAAUGAAUGUUGGAGAUUUGCAUUAUGAUCCAUUAUUCCCAUUUGGAUAUGGAUUAACCACAGAACCCUUAAAGGCUAAUUAAUUGAAUCCACAUAGAUUUGAAGAUUUAGAUUGAGACAAUUGAAUGUUAGUUACACAUUUGUUGGGAUAAAUGUCUCCUCCACCAACUGGGAUCUUGAGUUGCUAUUUGAUAAAAAAUAAAACAAAUAUUUAUGGUUUUUUU
Molecule: messenger RNA, 2913 nt
Organism: Olea europaea var. sylvestris
Lineage: Eukaryota; Viridiplantae; Streptophyta; Magnoliopsida; Lamiales; Oleaceae
Product: beta-glucosidase BoGH3B-like
Exons: 9
Coding region: 889-2772 (627 amino acids)
Biological process (GO): glucan catabolic process
Molecular function (GO): beta-glucosidase activity
Source: RefSeq, a predicted model, not a curated record